Messenger RNA from Prorocentrum cordatum, 843 nucleotides. NCBI's taxonomy places the organism in Eukaryota, Dinophyceae, Prorocentrales, Prorocentraceae. The record is from the annotation of a GenBank genome assembly.
AUGUUUGGCCCCGCUGGCGGCGCGCGUUGCGAUCAGGUGACGGUGAACGGGGGGGGGUUGUUCACGAAGAGGCCGGACAGAAUGUACGGGGGCAUCCCAACGUAUUGGAGCUUCGAUGGGAAGGAGUUUGCAUAUUUCGUUGCAAGUUUCGAGAAGUGGUUGGUGGUUGAAGGAGAACGUUGGACAAGUGUGCAGAAGGGUGAGCUAUGGCACUUCGCACGGAUUCCCAGGUCUGACCUCGCUUGUGGCUGUUCCGACUCACCUGGGGGCGUGGCAGGUUUUCUGGAUGUCUCGUGCAGUGACGUCAAGGAGCCCUACCCGAAGUAUUCGAACGUGAAGUGCACGGGUGAGUACGCGACCCAUGUGCAAAGGUAUUGCCCAGGUACGUGCGGACCGUUGGAUGUCUGUGCAUCGUCAUCAACUUCGUCUCCAGGACCAGAGGAUCCCACGUCGAGUGCCACGACUCCCGCCCUGAGGCUCACUUGCCUGGAUCAUGAGCAGACGGGUAUAACAAUCAACGAUGGGCAAAGCACAGCCACGUGCGACGAGCUCCGGUCGUACUGCUUCGUGUCUGAGGCAGUGCAGUCGAAGUGUUGCAAGACGUGCGAACGCGAGGCCGAGCAGGCGGAGAUCACCGACGGCAGCGACGCAGGCGGAGGCGAGUGUCACGAUGACGUAGGCUUCAGGUUCACCGUCAACGGGCAGGAAUUGGGUGUGGCCAGGCGGGCCAUUAUUGCGAGGACCACGAUUCCGUGCGAGAGCUGUGCUGCCAAACAUGCAAGCAGCAGUUGGAGAACAACAUCAACGAGAUGUGCUUCGAUGACCCCAAGCCCGGCAUCGUAA